UCUACACUCUCUCAGUCAGAAGGUCUCUUAGGGCGCCGCGGAUUCAGCAUGCAGUUCAGCUUUCUGGAAUAUAAACUGUAAUCUUGCCGAGGCUCGUCCCUGCACUGCUGAAAUAAACUGCUUCUGUCCUGCCACGGAGAAGUUGUUGAGUUUGGAGAGCCACGGGACUCAGGAAAGGGAGAAGCCAUGGCAGAACACAUGAUGAUGCCCAUGAGCCACGGCCAGGCUAACGGUGGACUGCACGGGUACCGGAUGGGCAUGAACGGCCAGCAACACGCACCCCAGCCUGGCCUUAGAGCCAUGCCAAAUGGACAAAUGAUGCAUUAUGGGCCUCAGGGAGCUAUGGAAGCCAGCAUGAGGCAGCGGCCCAAUAUGGUGGGUCCCAUGAACGGGCAGAUGAAUGGCGCACCAAUGGGCCACCACCAAAUGCAGUCAGCCAACAUGAUGUACGGUAACCAGGGCCAGCAGCAGCAGCAGCAGCAGCAGCAGCAUCAUCAUCAUCACAUGCACCAGCAGCAGCAGGGACAGCACCAGCAUCCAGGGCAGCAGCAGCAGUACAUGGCUGGAAGCCUCACCUCUCAGCAGCUGAUGGCCAGCAUGCACCUGCAGAAACUCAACACCCAAUACCAUGGACACCCACUCGGGGCCAUGAACGGGAACCACAUGGGGAACGGAGGGCAGUUCCGCAUGGGUCCCGCUCAGCUGGCCAACAUGCAGCACAUGGCCGGCCCUGCUCUCGGCCUCAACGGCAUGGACACUGACAUGAUUGAUGAGGAUUUUCUUACGUCAUUGGCCAUGGAGUUGGGGCUGGAUAGAGUGCAGGAGCUUCCUGAACUGUUUUUGGGACAGAAUGAGUUUGAUUUUAUAUCAGACUUUGUCAGCAAACAGCAACCCAGCACUGUCAGUUGCUGAGACAAGGACAGUUUGACACACUGAAAGAGUGGACAUGUGGCAAGAGAAGGUGAUUACCCUGUUCUUAGUCUUGGAGCACAGAGAAGAAUAGCCAGAUGUACCUCUGGUUCACUGCUGAAAAGAGGGGUGGCGCUCCAGCCAGACUUGUGUCUCUGUAUGAAGAUGGAGUGCUAAAUAAUGCUCCUGGGCCCUCCAGACAUGAAUGUAAUAACAUUGCAGAACUAUGAGCUUUGGUGCAAUGUGAAGCACUCUUGGUCCUUCAAACAGUUUUACAUUCACAUGCAACUUACCAAUGUAGAUCACAGAAACAAUGUAAAAGCUUUGGUGGGAAAGCUCUGUGUUGGAGUUCUCAUAGGGGGGAGUGGGUUUAUGAAAUGUUUAACUUUAAUCUGAGGGUUUGGUCUUAACUUGGGAAAUAUCCAUUUAUAAUGGGUUUGUCAGUGACAGUUUCCCUGGAUCCUUUGGCUUUGUUGUGCUGGUCUACAUAAACCAAGCAAACUCAUUUAGAUAUCUUCCAGUAUCUACUGUGGAAUAUGCCAUCACAACUGUUCUAUUUGAGCUGUAGAACUGCCUUAAAUCACAACUUUAUUUAUUGCUUUCUAUUUGUCACCCUUUUGGGGUUAAGGAGGGUUAAAAAUGUGACAAGUCUUUUGUUAAUAAAGAUGGCCGGUUUUAACUGUGGCCUAAUUUAACAUUCAUCUCUGAAUUUACUGGACCAACAGAGAAUGCUGCUCAAAACAACAAGUGGGUCACAGGUUACCAUUUUGCAUCAUUUUGGUAGAGACCUUCAACGGUGAUCUUAUCGUUCUUGCCCAUAAUUUUUUUUUCAGACCAGAUUUUAAAAGUGAUUGAGAACACAAGUCACCUAGGGUGAAAACAGCUCUCUCAUUGUAGUGGGUGAUAACAAGCCAACACCAGCAAACUGAGUGGCAGCCACUUCAAUAUCCAAUGAUCCUAUUCCAUGUUAGUCUAAUUUUAAAAGCUUAAACCUAAAGGGUUGGCAUUGCCAACUUGUCUUUGCUAUGGUACGUUGUUCUUCGUGAAAUAGGGGUUCAUUUGGUGGCUGUCUUCACUCUGCCCAAAACCCAAACAGCUCUCUACAAAUGUAAAAAUACCUUUUAACUGUUAAACAAAUUGUGAGCGUGUUUGCUGGGUGGGGGUGGGGUCAGCGGAAACAGUCCAGGUUAAUCUGUGCUUACCUUGACAACGUAGGCUCUUCAAGCCUGCAGGUUUUGCUCCUGAGAACAGAAAGCUUGGGCUCCAUUUAUGGACACAGCUUGCUUAGACUUCUGAAGGGAGUUGCAAUGAUGAGCAGUUAACGCUUCAUUGUCAUUUCCUGUUUCUCAGAGGCGGGAGGAAGGGCAGAGGGAACAGCAGGACAGAAGUAAUGUAGAUGGCUACCAAGAACAUGGUUCUAUAAGGAGAACAUAAGCUGAAAAUGGUGCAUCUGAAAACCUCUGUUUCUAUUACUCUGCCCUGGACCUGUAGGUCAGGGUCAGCUGAGCUUCAAGAUUUAACUGUAGUCCUGUCGUCCUGCACAUGUACAUACAGUAAUUUUACCAAUCUAUACUUUGCUUUCCUGUCUUGAUAAUUUUAUUUUCUGCUUUGAUGGCUAAUAGAAGUUGAGCUGACCCUCUUGGCUGCCCAAAUGUCAGGGUGGACACAACUGUUUUCUCACCUUAUCUCUCGCUUCUGUUUGAAGAAAAUGUAUUUAUUUUAAGCAAUAAUAAACUAUUUUAUUUAUGGAGCAAAA
Messenger RNA from Pygocentrus nattereri (red-bellied piranha), 2665 nucleotides. RefSeq names its product Cbp/p300-interacting transactivator, with Glu/Asp-rich carboxy-terminal domain, 4b (gene cited4b). The transcript has 2 exons. Gene Ontology annotation, biological process: regulation of DNA-templated transcription. Lineage: Eukaryota; Metazoa; Chordata; Actinopteri; Characiformes; Serrasalmidae. Bases 187 to 912 code for a protein of 241 amino acids. The record is from RefSeq and is a predicted model, not a curated record. Gene Ontology annotation, cellular component: nucleus.